AUGAAGUGUUUAGCAUUCUUCUUAGCAGGUUGGCUGCUGGAGACUUCAUCCGCCUCGCCCCCCGCCCAGCGAAAGGUGCUACAAGACCCACUGGAGGGCGUCAAAGUUGCCGAUCCGCGGCAAGCAUCACGACGAUUGCAUGGGAAAUUCCUCCACAUAACUGAUUUACACCCAGAUCCGUGGUAUAAAACCCAUUCAUCUGCCGAUGACGACCAUGCCUGUCAUAGAGGGAAGGGUCCCGCAGGUGUCUAUGGUAUGCCAACAUCGGAUUGUGACUCUCCGUAUGCCCUCGUGAACGCGACGUUUAAAUGGAUCGAGGAAAAUAUUCGGGAUAGCAUCGAUUUCGUGAUAUGGACGGGCGAUUCUGCAAGACACGAUAGGGAUGAACAAAUCCCCCGAAGCCGGGACGAGGUUUUGAACACGAAUAGAUGGACUGUGGAGAGGUUCCUGGAGACUUUCAGCAAGGCCGACGACCCCAAAAACAAUUUGAUAAUUCCUGUCAUCCCUACCUUUGGCAACAAUGACUUCCUUCCCCAUAAUAUAUUCCGAGCCGGCCCAAAUAAGUGGUUGGAUACAUACACAGAAAUUUGGAGCGAAUUUAUACCCGAGGAACAGCGACAUGGCUUUAGAAAUGGCGGCUGGUAUUACGUUGAGGUAAUUCCUGGCAAAUUGGCUGUCUUCAGUCUCAAUACCAUGUACUUCUUCAGUAACAAUGCCGCUGUGGAUGGCUGCUCCCAGCACUCUGAGCCUGGGUUUCAACACUUUGAAUGGCUUAGGAUCCAGCUACAGUUCAUGCGCGAACGUGGCAUGAAAGCAAUCCUCUCUGGACAUGUGGCCCCUGCUAGGACGGAGGGCAAACAGAUGUGGGACGAGAGUUGUUGGCAGAAAUAUGCUCUUUGGCUUCAACAAUAUCGGGAUGUUGUGGUUGGGGGACUAUACGGCCACAUGAAUAUCGACCAUUUCAUGGUCCAAGAUACCAAGGAGAUAUCUAUUCUCGAGGAAGGCAAGACCUCUGCAAGCCUAGAUAUGCGGGCCACAAUGGAUGACGAACUCACCAUCAACUCGGCAAGAAGCUAUCUAGAGGAGCUACGCGACCAUUGGUCUAACAUACCGGAUCCUAAACCAAUCAUAGAUAUGCAGUCCGAUCUCGAAGACAGUGGAAAGAAGAAAAGGGGGAAGAAGGAAAGGGAAAGGAAAAAGUUGCUUAGAAAAUUUGGUGGGCUAUGGUGCGAAAGAUUUCAGGUUACCAAUGUUGGCCCCAGUGUAGUACCAAACUACUUUCCGACACUUCGUGUUAUCGAGUACAAUAUUACAGAACUUGGUCAGGCCGCCGUUUGGUCUAAGGAGCAACAGAUACCUAUUGCUGAAGAGCAGAUGGAUUGGCUGGAUGUUAAUACAGAUGCAGCUAUCCCUGACCAAGUUGACGACCAAGACGAUGAUAUAUACUUUCCAGAGCUGGAAGGGGAAGACCAAUCAAUAUUGAAGAAAAAGAAGAAGGGUAAAAAAGGCAAAAAAGGCAAGAAGAAACCCAAGACACCCGACUUUGAUCUCCCUUCCCCACCUUCCAAGAGCUCACCCCCUGGUCCCGCCUACUCCCCUCAAACCCUGACUAUGCUUGGCUAUACUCAGUAUUUCGCAAACCUGACUUACAUCAACAACGAACCCCAAGCCAAGCAAACAAAUGGCAAAAAAUCUCAUCCUCGGCCUUUUCAGUAUGAGGUCGAAUAUGAUACGUUUACCGAUCCGGUAUACAAGUUGAAAGACAUGACUGUGGCGAGCUACCUGAAGUUCGCCCACAAAAUCGGGCUAUAUGAGCCGGGAAAGAAUGACCUGGUCGAUGAAUACGAUGAGCCAGAGGCAGAUGAUUCCGAGGAUUUUGACGAUGAUGACGAUGAGGAUGAGACCGAUGACGAAGGAGUUGGCUCCGAGAAGAAGAAGAAGAAGAAGAAGAAGAAGAAGCAUCGCAAACAGCGCCGCAAUAAGGCCUGGUUGCAAUUCGUUAAAUAUGCAUUUGUAGGGACUUUAGAUGAGGACAAGCUACAGUCUUUUGAUCCAGGCUCGGACCAGGAAUUUUGGAAUGGGAACUCAACCACGAUUGAGCUACAUGAUGGGGAAUUAUAG
This is a messenger RNA of Venustampulla echinocandica, 2121 nucleotides long. RefSeq lists its product as uncharacterized. Bases 1 to 2121 code for a protein of 706 amino acids. Gene Ontology annotation, cellular component: membrane; fungal-type vacuole. Lineage: Eukaryota; Fungi; Ascomycota; Leotiomycetes; Helotiales; Pleuroascaceae. Gene Ontology annotation, biological process: polyphosphate catabolic process. The record is from RefSeq and is a predicted model, not a curated record. The transcript is spliced from 2 exons. Gene Ontology annotation, molecular function: endopolyphosphatase activity; exopolyphosphatase activity.